GUGACUUUGGGUUUUGACCACCUCCCCUUUCUAUUCUCUCACACAGAUAAAGAGACUGUUUUGUGCCAGAGCCACCACUUACCAGACCUAGAGAGAGAAAGCGAGAGAGAGAGACUGAAGCUGAGAGGUUGAAACUGAGAGUGAAAAACCUACACUCACUCACUGUUGCUCUUUGCUGGGUAUUUUUUUUUUUUUCCUUUUUGCAAUUCUUCUUCUUCUGCUCUGCCCAGCCUCUUUUCUACUGUAGCUCUCUUGCAACUCUUAUACUAAAAAAAAAAAAAAAAAAAAAAACAAAAGAAAACUUGUCUCUCCUUUCCUAUCACCAUCACUGUCAUAAUCAUCUGGUUUUCCUGAACCUAUUGGAAAGUAGUGCAAUCCAGAAUCUCUUCCAUCUUCUCAUAGAUCCAGCUGUAAGCCCAGAAUCUCUGUCCCUAACUGCUUCGUCACCCAUGGUUGCUGGACUGGAACUCCAACAGUGAUCGGAAUUGGGUCUAUGGUAGUCUAUGUUAAACAUGAAUGUCCAUAAUACUGAUUCCACAGCUUUGGAUUAGAUCAUUCUGAUUUCAGAACUCGUUAAGUAUGCUUCCGAUUUGGUCACUAGUUACUACAAUCUUGAGCUUCUUAUAGAUAGCAAUAGUCGGAGUUGUUUUGGUUCUUACUCUUGAAAAGGCUUGAAGUUCUUGUCCUGGAUUUUGUAUGAAAUAUACUUUGUGGCUUAUCAACACAAUGGGUGGGAUGUGCUCCAAGUCGAGGAGAUCCACUGUAGACGAUGUCACUGUAAAUAAUGCUCCCAGUGGAAGCAUUCCUCCUGCUAAUGGCCAUUCAAGUAAUGGGUCUCGUGGUCUGCCUCCAAAAACGAAUACGAAUUCAACACCGUCUCCGGUUAGUGAUGGCAUGGAUAAGAAAUUGCGAGACCCGUUUAUGUUGCCAGAGACAAAUAGUAUGGUUCCUUAUGGGCUGAUUACAGAUGAUGUCAAUGAUGGGAUUCCUCACUUGUCGAGGGCCUUAUCGCAGAAAAAUAGAUCUACCAAAUCUAAGCAGGCUGUUGCAAAGGUAUCAGAAGUGAGCUCGCUUUUGGGUAGGGCUGGUACUGCUGGCAUUGGGAAAGCAGUGGAAGUAUUGGACACCCUUGGUAGUAGUAUGACAAAUUUGAACCCAAGCAGUGGUUUUACCUCAGGGGUGACAACAAAAGGAAAUAAAAUUUCGAUUUUGGCUUUUGAAGUUGCGAACACAGUUGUCAAGGGUUCAAAUUUAAUGCAAUCCCUUUCAAAGGAUAAUAUCAAACAUUUGAAAGAGGUUGUGCUUCCAUCAGAAGGGGUACAAAAUUUAGUAUCGAGAGAUAUGGAUGAACUCCUGAGAAUUGCUGCAGCAGACAAGAGAGAAGAACUGAAAGUUUUCUCAGGAGAAGUAGUGCGUUUUGGAAAUCGUUGUAAAGAUCCUCAAUGGCACAAUUUGGAUCGCUAUUUUGAGAAGUUGGGUUCAGAAAUUACACCCCAGAGGCAAUUGAAGGAUGAUGCAGAGACAGUGAUGCAGCAAUUGAUGACCUUAGUUCAAAAUACAGCUGAAUUAUAUCAUGAGUUACAUGCCUUGGACAGAUUUGAACAAGAUUAUCGGCGUAAGCUUCAAGAGGAAGACAACUCAAAUACCACUCAAAGAGGAGACAGCCUUGCAAUCUUAAGAGCAGAGUUGAAGAGUCAAAAGAAGCAUGUGAGAAGUUUGAAGAAAAAAUCACUCUGGUCCAAGAUUUUGGAAGAGGUCAUGGAGAAACUUGUCGACGUUGUGCAUUUCUUACAUUUGGAAAUUCAUGAAGCAUUUGGUAAUGCAGAUACUGAUAAACCUGUGAAAGGUGUUCAGAACAAUCACAAAAAGUUGGGGUCUGCUGGUCUUGCAUUGCAUUAUGCAAAUAUUAUCUCUCAAAUCGAUACUCUUGUGUCUCGAUCAAGUUCUGUGCCUCCGAACACACGGGAUAAUUUAUAUCAGGGGCUGCCACCUGGUGUAAAGUCAGCUUUGCGCUCAAAGCUACAGUCAUUUCAGGUUAAGGAAGAGCAUACUGUCCCUGAAAUCAAAGCUGAAAUGGAGAAAACAUUGCAGUGGCUAGUUCCCAUUGCCACUAACACAACCAAAGCUCAUCAUGGCUUUGGUUGGGUUGGAGAAUGGGCAAACACUGGGUCUGAGAUGAACCGAAAACCUGCUGGUCAGACCGACUUGCUGAGGAUUGAGACACUACACCAUGCUGAUAAAAGUAAAACUGAGUUUUACAUUCUCGAACUGGUGGUGUGGCUUCAUCAUCUGGUCAGCCAAGUGAGGGUUGGAAACGGUGGAAUUAGAUCUCCUGUUAAAUCCCCUCUUUGCUCCCCAAACCAGAAGGCAAUUCAGUUAUCGACGAACAAACCCAACUGUCCAUCCCCCAUAUUAACAGUUGAGGACCAAGAAAUGCUUCGAUAUGUAAGUAAGAGAAAACUCACGCCUGGCAUUAGUAAGAGUCAGGAAUUUGACACUGCAAAGAACAGAUUCAGCAAGUAUAAUAGGCUGAGUAAGAGUAGUAAUCACUCCCCAACAAGUGAACGUAGGAAGGAUCCAUUUCCCAUAAGGAGGCCAUCAUCCGUUCCGGUCAUUGACUUUGAUAUCGACCGGAUCAAAGCUUUAGAUGUCAUUGAUCGAGUGGACACGAUUCGAAGUAUUUGAAUGUAUGGCAGAUAAAGAUACACAAGCGAAGGGGUCUUUUGGUAUAUGCCUAAUAGGUCCAUCUGCGUCAAUUUUCCUUGUUGGGUGCUCUUGGUUUGUGGCGAGGGUGAUGUUUAUGUUAGCAGGCAGAUGCUGGGUGAUAAGUCAUUGCCAUUUUGAAUGUCAAAAUUUAGGGUGAUAAAUGUGUUCAAAGUAAAUUAAAUUUCUGUAGAUGGAAAGGAUGCUGGGUUAUAGCUUUGCUUAGUGUAAUGUGUACAGAAUAUUCAAUUAAUAAUCGAAAGUUCAUGGUCUCACUCU
Messenger RNA from Prunus mume (Japanese apricot), 2982 nucleotides. Its product is annotated as Ikzf5 (DUF668). The record is from RefSeq and is a predicted model, not a curated record. Gene Ontology annotation, biological process: positive regulation of growth. NCBI's taxonomy places the organism in Eukaryota, Viridiplantae, Streptophyta, Magnoliopsida, Rosales, Rosaceae.